GCAGCAAGGAUUCGUUCUGUGAUCGUAUGGAUGAAGAGAUCCCACAUGGCUAAAGUAGUCCUGAAGGAAAAGCAACAACUCCUCAAGCUUCCCCAGCACAUGCUCCUUUUAGAUGUGAGGACGAGAUGGAACUCUCUGUUUUUGAUGAUGGAGAGAUUUUGUGAACAGUUUCCUGCUAUCCAAGCUGCAGCUAUAGACCAACGGCUUAGAAGGCCCAUGGAGAAGGAGAAACUGGCCAGAAUGGGCAAUGAUGACCUGAGGAAAGCAGAGGAGUUUGUGCUGCUGAUGAGGAUGCAUUACACAUCCACACUUGCUGUCUCCAGUGAAAAAAGUCCAACCUGUGGCCAGAUAUUGCCCAUCCUUCAGAAACUGCGCAAACAUUACACAGUGCAGGGAGACAACUCUGCAUUCGUCAGGAGCGUUAAGGAGAACAUCUGGAAUGAUCUUUCCAAACGUUACCAGGCAUUCCUGGAGGAAGCCACUGUGUUAGAUCCCAGAUUUAAAUCUAAAAUGGACAGGGAUGAAAUCUGGGAGAGGGUCAGGGCAUCAGCAGUGGCAGCAAACACAGAGGCAGUUGAGAAGCUGUCAGAGCCAAGAGAGACACAGGGGCAGGCAGAAGAAGAGAAUGGAGAAGAAGAGGAGGACUACAUGCCACCUGUAAAGCAGAAAAAGAGGACAGCCCUAGAGGAACUUUUCGAACAAGAGGACAGCAAGCUGCUUUCCACGCAGCAGCAGCCCCCUGUCUCCACAGCCCAGAGAGUGGAUCAAGAAAUCCAGCUUUAUAGAAGUCUUCCUCCCAUUCCAACCAAAGACAGUGCCAGUUUCUGGUGGUGGAAGAAGAGUGACACAUUGCCAGUGUUGUCAGCUCUAGCUGAGAAGUAUCUCUGUGUCCAAGCGUCCUCCACCCCUUCUGAAAGGGUGUUCUCCACUGCUGGAGACACCCUAAGUCCAGAAAGAUCUCGUUUCCUUCCUGAGAGGGCAAACAUACUAGGAGGUCCUGAGGAGCGAAUCUAUGUUCCAUCGGCCUACCACUUGCCCCUCAUGGACUCAGCUCACACCUCUCGGGGCUCUGGACACCCAGGUAGUCAGCGAACCCUCUCGCUCCUCAGUCAACGGUACUGGUGGCCAUCCAUGACCCAGGACAUCUCCCGAUAUGUCAAAGUUGCUCAGGCUGUACCAUCACCAAUACACCACGCAGGCUACCUGAAGAGCCCGUUUUACCACCAUCGGCCACGGAGGAAUUGUGUGAGCCCCCGCAGAUGGAGAGCUACCAACCGCCGCGACGUGUCAGACAGAGCCCAAGGUAUACUGGUGGAAAUAGAGACUGAGGACUGGCUGGUGGACUUCAGCACAGAGCUCCACCAGACACCCUUGCCCUUUCGACUCUACCGGGUCAGUCAUCACACCACCUCCGCCAUGGACUUGCGGAUCUUCCGCUGCGCUGUUUUUCCACCCCUGCGGCUGCAGCGGGCUCCUCCUUCCCUUCGUAUACACCUUGAUCCUCAAUCACACCGGCAUCGCCUCAGUCCUAAGGCAGUCUGA
Messenger RNA from Rhinichthys klamathensis goyatoka, 1542 nucleotides. Its product is annotated as zinc finger BED domain-containing protein 4-like. The record is from RefSeq and is a predicted model, not a curated record. Gene Ontology annotation, molecular function: protein dimerization activity. Bases 31 to 1542 code for a protein of 503 amino acids. The transcript is spliced from 9 exons. NCBI's taxonomy places the organism in Eukaryota, Metazoa, Chordata, Actinopteri, Cypriniformes, Leuciscidae.